Telopea speciosissima is the source of this 1382-nucleotide messenger RNA. RefSeq lists its product as uncharacterized. The transcript is spliced from 9 exons. The record is from RefSeq and is a predicted model, not a curated record. Bases 51 to 1076 code for a protein of 341 amino acids. Lineage: Eukaryota; Viridiplantae; Streptophyta; Magnoliopsida; Proteales; Proteaceae. Gene Ontology annotation, biological process: intracellular transport.
GGGUUCUGUGAUUCUGUGAACCUCAAUAAAACAGCUUCAAACGAAUCUCCAUGGCAGGAAUGAAACGACUAGGCCAGUCGGAUUCGAACCUCGACACAAACGAUUCGGCUUUCUGCAGUAAGAGAAUAAUGGCAGCAUCCCCUUUUGAUGAUCGCAGGGCAGAACCAUCUCAGCAGCAUCCAAUGGCAGAACGCCAAUUGGAUGCUCACCGAGCAGCAUCAGCUCAGCAGCAUGUGAGAGCUCUCAAUACCCAGUUCGCCAGUUGGGUGCAGUCUCAGAUGCAAGAUCACCCAAAUGAGCUUUGGGGAGAUGGUUUACAAGAUUACUUGACUUAUGCAUCACAAAUUAGGGAGAAGUUCCAUGAUGUUGUUAAUUGGCUUAAAGCAAAUGCUGCCAAAGCAGAAAGUGUAUCCAUAGCUUCACACAACUCUGAGAAAAAAGCAGUACCUGAAGUUAAGAGUGAUGCAAUUAAACCACUACAUGAGAAAAGUGUAUUUGGUUUAGCAGGUUCAACUUCAAGCUUUACAAGUUCAUGGAACUCUACUUUACUAUCCAACAAUCAGUCUCCAGUCCUAUUCGGGUUUCAAACUUCAGUUCCAUCAAACCAUGAAGCUACAGAUGAUGCAGAUGGUGAAAAUGAUAUAGAGCAGCCAAGCAGUCCAUCUGUGAAGAAGACUGAGGAGAAGGGUACUGUUGCUGUACAUGAAGUCAAAUGCAAACUAUUUGUAAAGUCAAUUGAUCCUUUAGAUAAAGAUGCUUGGAAAGAUAAAGGCAUGGGUUAUCUUUCCAUUAAAUGCAAAGAGGGUGCAAGCAAAGCUACGAAAGAAUCCAAACCGACUAUUGUUGUUCGGAAUGAUGUUGGCAGGGUGGUGCUCAAUGCUUUAUUGUAUUCAGGCAUCAAAACAAUCUUGCAGAAGAACUCUGUUGUUGCAAUAUUCCACACUUCGGAUGAGAAUGGUGGAAACAAUGGUGGGAAUGAUGGUGUUAUAGCACGUACCUACUUAAUGAGGACGAAAACAGAGGAAGAGAGGAAUAAACUGGCAGCAGCAAUUCAAGAAUAUGCUCCAGCUUCUUGAAAUAAACAAAUUGAUAUAUUCACACUUGUCAGCUAUGAGACAGGCAAUUUCUUCCUUGGUGAUUGGUAAAUCUUUUUUAUUAUUUUUAUUCAUGCCAAUUUUGGAAAGGGGUAGCUUUUUUGAAACUGAAUGAGUCAAUCCUAUAGCUCAAACAAGUGAGGUUAUGAUCUUCGCAAGUGAAUCAUGGUAUGUAUACGAGGCUUCUGUACUUGUAUUAUAAAAUAGAGGGAAUGAAAGUAGUUGAGAAUGUAUGAUUACAAAACCAAAUGUUACAAUGGACCAUUAGUUUGCUUUGAAUCUUAGGAA